AUGGAAAAGUAUCUAAACAAGCAAUUUUCUUACAAAGAGCUAGAAUCUAACAAUGGCAAACAAUCUACCCCAUAUUUUCACUUGCUUAAUCCUUUAUAUCAUAAGGUUCAUGAUCUUUUCAAUAGUAAUCCAAAAGAUUAUGAAGAACUUACAUGCAGUAUGCAAAACAUAAUAGCUAUAGUGAAUUAUGGUGUAUUUGAUAUUAAUGAAGAGUUCGAGACAUGCGAUAUCUUUAAUAUUAUCGAGUUUUUCAUUAAAACUAUUGACACUAAUAUAUUUAAAGUUUCUUUGGAGUUGUUGGCUGCUCUUUUCCUUAGGAAGCCUGAUUAUUUUCUGGAAAAGCUCACUGAUGACUUGGUCAUUAAAAUUGUUGAAUUCUCUGACAAUAUUGAACCAAAUAUUGCAGGUCCAUCAACGCAAUUCCUUCAGAAUCUUAUUUCAGGAGAUGAGCAAAAUUAUCUAAGGCUGAAACAAUUUAUUGAUAUUAAUUCAAUAUUUUCAAAAAUUAAAAGUCCAGAAGUUCCGUCAGCUGUUAAAACUAUAACAUGUGCCUUAGUUAAAUCAAUAUGUUCCUUCCCACAAGAAGAUGAAUUUUAUAAUUUCUUGAUUAAUGAAAUUAUUCAAUGCAUAUUUCAAAAUUAUGGCGAUAUUGAUGUUUUAUUUGAAUUAUUCUCUGCAUUUGGCAUUAUUGAUCAAAAUUAUGAAAAUUGUUUCGAAAUCUCAAACAAAGCAGGAUUCUUUGGUAUAAAUCCAAGCGAAGUAAUGUUUUCUGAUGAAUGUUUUUCAUUAUUUUUGAAGUAUUAUGAUAUAAUAGCAGAAAUAGAUCUGAAAUCAAUUAAUUAUUUAGAAUUAUUGAAGGUAUUUGAUUUGGAUUUGCCUAAUUCGAAAGGAAAUACAAUAUACCUACUAAACAAAAUCGUAAUUGAGUCAGAUGAAAUCAAAAAAGAUUUAAUUUCGCAUGGAAUGUUAGAAAUAGCACUUGAUAUAUGCGAAGCAAAGUCAUCUCAUGCAAAGAUUGCAUUUAGAUUACUAUCUGCAUUGCUUUCGGUGUGUAAUUCGGAAAAUUUACUUCGUUGUCUAAAAACAGAUUUUCCAAAUAAGAUUAUUGAAUUAGCAAUAGAUAGUGAUGAUGCAAAUUUCGUUAUAGAUAUGAUUUCGCUUCUUGUUCAAUUGAUUGUUUGCGAAACUAAAUCAGGAGGCACUUCUCUUCAAGAUAUAUGUCGGGAAUACGAAUUAGUAGAUCAGAUCAAAUCAAACUUCGAUGAACCAUCUGAAAAUUUAGAGACUGCAGUGGUGACAAUUGAGAGAUUAUUAGAAGACAAAGAAGAUCAGUGA
Messenger RNA from Trichomonas vaginalis G3, 1335 nucleotides. Its product is annotated as armadillo (ARM) repeat-containing protein family. The transcript has a single exon. The record is from RefSeq and is a predicted model, not a curated record. Bases 1 to 1335 code for a protein of 444 amino acids. NCBI's taxonomy places the organism in Eukaryota, Parabasalia, Trichomonadida, Trichomonadidae.